CUUAAUUCAACUCGUUGAAUCAGAAUUAAUUUUCCAACUUACACAGUCCUACGGAAUCUUUAUCCACUGGCCAACCCACUGUCAGAGUGCAACUCUCGGGCAGAAUCGGCAAAGUGUAAACAGAGAACAUAAGCUCUGUUUCCGUUUUGAUCGAAGCAAGCCCUUUCCCAAAAUGGCCGAUCAGCCCAUUACUUCUCGUCCUCCAUCUUCUCUCCCAACGGAUCGGAUUCACGUGUUCUGGCACGAGGGUAUGCUCAAUUAUGAUACUGGCAUAGGCGUAUUUGAUACCGGAAUGGACCCUGGUUUUCUUGAUGUACUGGAAAAGCACCCAGAAAAUGCUGAUAGGGUCAAGAACAUGCUCUCUAUACUCAAAAGGGGUCCUAUUGCACCUUUCAUUUCCUGGCACUUGGGUAGACCUGCUGUGAUAUCAGAGUUGCUCUCUUUCCACACUCAAGGUGGUACAGACUCUGCAUAUAUUACUAGAAGGAAGGCAUUAGGUGAAGAAGAUAAGAUGGAGAGGCUAUGUCUCAGUGAGAGAAUCCGAGGAGCCUGUGAUAAUUUGAUUCACUUCAAGGGGAAUAAUCCUCCAAGUUUUAUUGAUUUUCUUCCUGCCCAAAAAACAGGAGAAUCUCUCACUAAGCUGACCAAGUCUGGCAUCUAUAGCUUGACUCUGUCAGAAAGUGAAUCCAAUGAAACUCUUCUAGUUUGGAUCGCUGGAGGUGAUGAUAAGGAUGGAUACCUAGACUUAUUGAAUUGUCAUCUAGAGAUCGAUACCUAG
Ilex paraguariensis (yerba mate) is the source of this 778-nucleotide messenger RNA. The record is from the annotation of a GenBank genome assembly. Lineage: Eukaryota; Viridiplantae; Streptophyta; Magnoliopsida; Aquifoliales; Aquifoliaceae.